Gaeumannomyces tritici R3-111a-1 is the source of this 330-nucleotide messenger RNA. RefSeq lists its product as hypothetical. The coding region runs from base 1 to 330 and encodes 109 amino acids. NCBI's taxonomy places the organism in Eukaryota, Fungi, Ascomycota, Sordariomycetes, Magnaporthales, Magnaporthaceae. The record is from RefSeq and is a predicted model, not a curated record. The transcript is spliced from 3 exons.
AUGCCCUCGGUCAAGAACCCUAACAAGCCGCCCAAGAACCGAAUAGCGGCCCGGCCCGUCAAGGAGCGCAAGACCCAGCAGAAGAAGUCCGCGGAGGGCAAGCUCUCGCGCGUUGAGAAGUCGACGGCAAGGCGCGAGGCCCGGCCAGGCCUGCUGCCAACCGGCGGACGCAAGCUCGACAGGAAGAUGAACCACGCGCUGAAGCGCCAGAUGGAGGCCGACGGGGAGGUGGAGAUGAAGGACGUCCGGGAGAAGAAGUCUUCCGCCAGCAAGACCAAGGAGGCCAGUGAUCCAAAAGCCUCUGAUGACAUGGAGCUCGAUAUCUCAUGA